AUGUCUUAUAAACAAUUCAAUUACUAUCCCAAUAGGGGAGAUCCGACUAGGAACGACUCAUUUCAAUAUAAUGAUGUUGCCUCUUCGAACAACAAUAGUACAAAUAAUAAUAGUACGAACGUAUUAAAUGUCCAAGGUGCAUCCGAUAUAAAUUCGGGCACUACCGGGAACCAAUUGUAUAUGGGGGACUUGGAUCCUACUUGGGAUAAGAAUACCAUAAGUCAAAUUUGGGGGUCCUUGGGCGAAGCAAAUAUUAACGUUCGAAUGAUGUGGAAUAACCCUUCUAAUGGUAGUUCCAGACCAUCAAUGGGUCCAAAAAACAAUCAGGGGUAUUGCUUUAUCGAUUUUCCUUCUUCCACACAUGCGGCAAAUGCUCUUUUGAAGAACGGGAUGAUUAUACCUAGUUUUCCAAAUAAAAAAUUGAAAUUAAACUGGGCUACGUCGUCGUAUUCAAACGGCAACAGCAGCAGCAGCAACUCGAUUAGUAACAGCAAGAGUGGCAAUAACUAUUCCAUAUUUGUUGGAGACUUAGCGCCAAAUGUUACCGAAUCACAGUUAUUCGAGCUCUUCAUUACCAGAUAUGCUUCUGCGUCUCACGCGAAAAUCGUGCAUGACCAGGUCACAGGAAUGUCCAAGGGGUACGGCUUUGUAAAAUUCAGCAGCGCUGAAGAACAACAACUAGCUCUUUCAGAAAUGCAAGGCGUAUUCUUGAACGGUAGAGCCAUCAAAGUUGGUCCUACAUCUGGUCAACAGCAGCAAAAUGUACGUACUAACGGUAGUAACGAAUACAAUCGUAGUUCUUCGUCACUGAACAAUGAAAAUUAUGAUCCGAGGUUUCCCUCCAAGAAUCAGUCAUCAUUGGGUAAUGUUUCUAAUAACAUGAGCUCGAAGAGAAACCAUAUGUCUCAAUUCAUUUACCCCGUCCAACAACAGCCGUCUCUGAACCAUUUCACUGAUCCAAACAAUACCACUGUCUUUAUUGGGGGUCUGUCAUCUUUGGUGACCGAGGAUGAGCUCCGUGCUUAUUUCCAACCUUUUGGCACGAUUGUCUACGUCAAGAUCCCAGUAGGCAAAGGCUGUGGGUUUGUUCAAUACGUUGACCGACUAUCCGCCGAGACAGCCAUUGCCGGAAUGCAAGGUUUUCCAAUUGCGAAUUCAAGAGUUAGGCUAUCUUGGGGCAGAUCUGCCAAGCAGACGGCAUUGCUCCAGCAAGCUAUGUUGAGUAACUCUUUGCAAGUUCAACAACAGCAACCAGCUUUACAGCAACCUACGUACGGAUACAUUCCCUCCACUUCGUAUGAAAAUCCAGCUCCGCUAAAUAGUAACAUUACGGCUUCAAUGCUUCCAGGUUCUCAAACUUUAAACUAUGCUAACUCAUACGCCAAUGAUAACUCGUUACUUCAUGAUUCGAGUAAUAGCUUAGGCUUAAAUGAUUUUGGUUUCUACAAUAACAAUGGUGCCACGAACGCAUCUACCGCUAGCCUAAUGACUAACAACGACUCCAUCAGCGCUAUUGAUGCCCAAGGCCAACAACAGGUUAUAAUGCAAGGAAACGAAGCAUUUGCGAAUAGCACAACUUCAAUGUUGAAUCGUUUGGAACAAGGUAGUAAUGGAUUUAUGUUUGCUUGA
Saccharomyces eubayanus is the source of this 1629-nucleotide messenger RNA. RefSeq names its product Nam8p (gene NAM8). The coding region runs from base 1 to 1629 and encodes 542 amino acids. Gene Ontology annotation, molecular function: mRNA binding. Gene Ontology annotation, cellular component: cytosol. The record is from RefSeq and is a predicted model, not a curated record. Lineage: Eukaryota; Fungi; Ascomycota; Saccharomycetes; Saccharomycetales; Saccharomycetaceae. The transcript has a single exon. Gene Ontology annotation, biological process: mRNA splice site recognition.